Messenger RNA from Penicillium diatomitis, 864 nucleotides. RefSeq names its product putative GINS DNA replication complex subunit Sld5 (gene sld5). Lineage: Eukaryota; Fungi; Ascomycota; Eurotiomycetes; Eurotiales; Aspergillaceae. The transcript is spliced from 2 exons. The coding region runs from base 1 to 864 and encodes 287 amino acids. The record is from RefSeq and is a predicted model, not a curated record. Gene Ontology annotation, cellular component: GINS complex. Gene Ontology annotation, biological process: double-strand break repair via break-induced replication; DNA-templated DNA replication.
AUGGACAUUGAUGAUAUUCUCGCCUCGGUGGACCGCGGCCCAGGAGCCAGUCCCGAAUCCGCUGCCCUUGAUCACCAGCAAUUGACGCGAUUCUGGAUCGCCGAACGCGCCGUCUCUGAAGUUCUACCUUGGCCGGCGCCAUUGAUGGAGCGCAUGAUGGAUCGUGUGCGAUUACAGAUCGAAACCAUUGAAGACCUCGCCGCCUCAUCCGUCGACACCAACCCCUCACACAACAGUACCUCCCACAACCCCAACCUCAACCUCCGCCUCUCCAUCCUCCAAACCGACCUCGCCCGCACCCAAUACAUCAUCCGCUCCCUACUCCGCGCGCGUCUCGCUAAGCUCACCAAACACAGCAUGCACUACCUCGUCCAACUCGCCAGUCGCAACAAAAACCCUCUCUCGUCCGCCUCCCAAUCCCAAUCCCAGUCGCAAACACAAUCGUCGGCCUCAACCGCCAACGUCUCGCCCGAAGACUCGGUCCCGGAUAUUUCGGCGCUGACCGAUACAACGCCGCUCUCGGGACCGGAGACGAGCUUUGUCCAUGCGCAUCAGACGCUCUUGGCGGGUCAUUACGGGGCGUCGUUUCUGGGGGCGUUUCCGAGACAGUUGAGGAGGCUGGAUGAUAAUGCGGGCGGGACGAGUAUGGUGCAGGGGCCGGAGCUGAAGGAGGUGGUCUUUGUGAGGUGUUUGGCGGCGCAGGUGAAUUGUUUGAUGGAGGGGGAAGGGGAUGGGGUGGAUGGUGAGGAUGGGCUGGGCGAUGAGAUUGGGGUGACGAUGCGAAUGGGGGACGUUUGGGUGGUGAGGUGGGAUGGGGUGAGGAAGGCGUGGGAGAGGGGGAAGUGGAAUUGUUGUAAUGUGUGA